AUGGAACAGUACCUCCGAAGUUAUGUUUCCUACCAACAAGAUGAUUGGGCUCGAAUGUUACCAAUGGCUGAAUUUGCGACGAACAACCAUGCUUCCGAAACAACAAAGGUCUCCCCGUUCUAUGCCAAUUCGGGAAGAAAUCCAAGAAUGACUUUUGGCCCUUUGGAACAUGGUCGAACGACGGCGGAAGAUCAAGCGAAUCGUAUUGCAAGGGAAAUGAAGGAUGUAGUGGAUUUCCUAAGAGAAGAGAUGUUUCGAGCGCAAAGGAUACAAGAAGAAUCAGCCAAUAAGAAUCGGACUCCAGCUCCUCGAUACCAUUUAGGAGAUAAGGUUUUCCUAUCGACCCGUCAUAUCCUAACCAAGCGACCUUCCAAGAAAUUUGACUGGAAACGUAUUGGACCCUAUAACGUUAAACGUAUUGUCAAUCCCUAUGCUUACGAGUUGGAACUUCCCCGAUCAAUGAAAAUUCAUCCAGUAUUCCACGUUUCGUUAUUGUCGCCCGCAGCCAAUGAUCCCUUGCCCAGUCAGGAACAACUACCUCCACCCCCAGUUGAAAUUGAAGGACAGGAGGAGUGGGAGGUUGAAGAUAUUUUGGAUUCAAGGAAGCGCCGGGGGAGAUUCGAAUAUCUACUGAAGUAUGUUGGGUAUGAUGAAGCUUCUUGGCAACCAUUGUCGGACGUCGAACAUUCGCCCGAUAUUGUUAAACGAUUCCACGAAUGUUACCCACGGAAGCCUAAGCCUACCAGGAGGUAG
Morchella sextelata is the source of this 753-nucleotide messenger RNA. RefSeq lists its product as uncharacterized. Bases 1 to 753 code for a protein of 250 amino acids. Gene Ontology annotation, biological process: chromatin organization; negative regulation of transcription by RNA polymerase II. The record is from RefSeq and is a predicted model, not a curated record. Lineage: Eukaryota; Fungi; Ascomycota; Pezizomycetes; Pezizales; Morchellaceae. Gene Ontology annotation, molecular function: chromatin binding; nucleic acid binding. Gene Ontology annotation, cellular component: pericentric heterochromatin. The transcript has a single exon.